UCUGUUCUGGAUUGCCAGAGGUUACAGUGGGACAUAGAUGGGAUGCAAAACUGGGUUGAGAAGUGGCAGAUGCAGUUCAACCCAGAUAAGUGUGAAGUGAUUCAUUUUGGUAGGUCAAAUAUGAUGGCAGAAUACAGUAUUAAUGGUAAGACUCUUGGCAGUGUGGAGGAUCAGAGGGAUCUUACGGUCCGAGUCCAUUGGAUGCUCAAAGCAGCUACACAGGUUGACUGAUGAAAAAGGCAUACGGUGUAUCGUCCUUCAUCAAUUGUGGAAUUUAUUUUAGUAUGUUCGGAACAAGUGGGGAAGCAGGGAAAGUGUAGACCCCUGAGGGACCAAAGGGAUGUUCUGUGCGUGGGCCAGAUGCUCAAUGAAGACUUCCCAUCUGUAUUCACCCAGGAGAAGGAUGUGGUAGAUGUGGAGUUCAGGGAGAGCGAUGGGGACAUUCUGCAGCAUGUCGGCAUCAAGGAGGAACAGUUGUGAAAUCUCUGGUGCACAAAUGUGGACCAAUCCCCAAGGGCCGGAUGAGAUGUGUGCCUGGCUGCUGGAUGAGAUGAAGGAGGAGAUUGCUGGUAUCCUUACAGAGAUUUUUGCAUCUUCAGCAGCCUCAGGAUGUCACCUGGUGAAAUGAGGGUUCUGCUGCUGAUCCUGGGUUCUCUGACCGCAGACUCCGCACUCGGUGAUCCGUGUGUAACCUACACCGUCCUGGAUCAGCCCUGGAGGAGCACGGAUUGUUCCGGCAUUGAGUGCACCAGCCAAUGGAUGGAUGAUGGAGAUCUUAUGGUGGGAUGGUACAGAUUUAACAGUUCCGGCGGACGGAAGAUUCCCGAGACUGUCGUUCCAGUGAGUCACUGCUCCGGGAGUUACCCAGGCUGGUUAAAUGGUGCCCAUCCCAGUGUGGGAGAGGGGGAGGUGACCAGGACCGUCUGCUUCACUGGGUACAGUUCUACCUGCUACGGGAACCGGGAGAUCAGGGUGAAAAACUGCUCUGGUUACUUUGUGUAUCAGCUGAAGCCAACAUUCUGCUGUAGCAGUGUGUAUUGUACAGACCCGGAGAAUUCCACAAGGAAACAGGCCAAAGGAUCAGCAACUGGAGACCCCACCCAGGAACCGUCCUCUGUGCCAUCGGGAGACACGUCCUCAGAUCGCCAGAAUUCCGGAGUUGAAGGACACACAAGGUCAUCAACGAGAGAGUCCCCGCAGGCACCACCAUCUGCCCCAGUGGGGGACACAACCUCAGCCGCAGACUCCGCACUCGGUGAUCCGUGUGUAACCCACACCGUCCUGGAUCAGCCCUGGAGGAGCACAGAUUGUUCCAACAACGAGUGCAUCCACGGAUGGUGGUCUGACAGCAAUCUUGCAGAGAUUUUACAGACCCGGAGAAUUCCACAAGGGAAGAGGCCAAAGGAUCAGCAACUGGAGACCCCACCCAGGAACCGUCCUCUGUCCCAUCGGGAGACACGUCCUCAGAUCGGCAGACUUCCGGAGGUGAAGGACACACGGGGUCAUCAACAAGAGAGUCCCCCCAGGGACCGCCCUCUGCCCCAGUGGGGGAGGCACCCUCAGACCCGGAGAAUUCCACAAGGGAACAGGCCACAGGAUCAGCAACUGGAGACCCCACCCGGGAACCGUCCUCUGUCCCAUCGGGAGACACGUCCUCAGAUCGCCAGACUUCCGGAGGUGAAGGAAACGCAGGGUCAUCAACGAGAGAGUCCCCCGAGGUACUGCCCUCUGCCCCAGGGGAGGAGACCCUCAGGUGACGGGCACUGGUGGAUUCAGGUGAAGGUGACAUCGAGCGGAGACAUGACUGAGGAGGAAGUGAUGGAAGCCACUCGGGAAAAGCUCCGGGAGAUGUUUGGUGACCCUAACCCACAGCUGGAGCUGCAGCAGUGUUCCGAGGGCCCUGCAGAGGACUGAGGGGUGCCACCCCUCGCCCGUCCCAGCACAGACCCUCAUUGCCUCCGCCUCACGCUGGCCUCGUUUCUGUCCACAAAGGGUUAAUGCUGCCCAGCCCUGGUCUGUUGUUGCCCUGCUGCUGAUUCUCCGUCUGCCCUUUUCCUAAUUUAAACAAAUAUAUCUUGAUUAUGGGUGGAGAUUUCAAUUGCUGUUUAAACCCUUCGAUGGAUAGGUCUGUGUCGAAUCACGUACUGCCAAACAAAUCCGCUGUUUUUAUUCAUUCAUUUUUAGUUGAUUCCAGAAUUUUAGAAGUUUGGAGAUUUCUACACCCAUAUGAUAGAGUUUUCAUUCUUUUCUCAUGUCUAUCACAGCUGCUCUAGAAUUGAUGAGUUCUUUAUCGACUCUCGAUUAGCUCCAUCUGUUACUGACUGUAAGUACAAUGCAAUUGCCGUUUCUGAUCACGCCCCAUUGAAUCUAUCAAUCCAAUUAGUGGAUGGAGCCUCUGGUGCCCGACAAUGGGAUUCAAUUCUUCUCUACUUCACGAUUUAAACUUUGUUAACUUUAUUAAAGAACAGAUUUCCUUUUUCUCCUCAACUAAUUCUGUGGAAGAAAUUCCAGUGGGAUAUUAUGGGAUAUCUUUAAACCUCAUAUCCAUGUUCAAAUUAUUUCAUACUCUGCUGGAUUGAAAAAACGAACUAAUAAUGAAUUACAUAUAUUGGUUGAUAAAAUUAAAGAAAUUGAUAAAAAAUACUCUGUUGCUCCCAAUUUGGAGCUUUAUAAAAAGAGAAUUUUUUUUAGAAUUUUACUUACAGCGUGGUAACAGGCCCUUCCGGCCUAACAAGACUGUGCCGCCCAUUUUAAACCCCAUAUUAACCUACCUGUACAUCUUUAGAAUGUGGGAGGAAACCAGAGCACCUGGAGGAAACCCACGCAGACACGGGAGAACGUACAAACUCCUUACAGACUUGAACCCCGAUCACUGGCGCUGUAAUAGCAUCGUGCUAACCGCUAUGCUACUGUGCCGCCCCGAAUGGGAAUAUUUAUUUAACACACUUGAGAAAUUUAAUUUUAGCCCAAAUUUUAUAUCCGCGAUUGAUAUAUCAUACACCUUUGGCUUCAGUACUUACCAAUAAUCAGAGAUCCCCCUUUUUCAGGCUUUUUCCAGGCACUAGACAGGGCUGCCCUUUAACUCCUUUACUAUUUGUUAUUGCCUUGGAACCCUUGGCAAUUGCCUUUUGGGCCUCUUCUCACAUACUUGGUAUUACUCGUGGAAAUGGGACGCAUAAGAUCUCACUAUAUGCAGCUGACCUGUUACUUUAUACUCUAACCCUGAGAAAUCCAUUCCUGCAGCAUUAUCACUGCUUGCUCAAUUUAGUGUUUUUUCUGGCUAUAGAUUAAAUCUCAAUAAGAGUGAGUUUUUCUCAUUAAAUAUGCAAAUCCCAAUCUAUAGGCAAUUACCAUUUAGAUUAGUGACUAAUUAUUUUACUUAUUUGGAUGUUAAAAUUACCAAGAAGCAUAAGGACUUAUUCAAAGUGAACUAUUUACCCUGAAUCAAUCAUGUUAAACAAUUGCUUCCUAAAUGGUCCCCACUGUCUCUGUCAUUGAUUGGUUGAAUCAAUGUGGUUAAGAUGAAUAUUUUACCAAAAUUUUUGUAUUUAUUCCAAGAGGUUCCAGACUUCAUCUCGAAAUCCUUUUUUGAUAUUAUUGAUUCUAAACAUCUUUCAUAUAUAUGGCAGAAUAAAAACCCAAGGUUAACUAAGAAAUAUUUACGAAAAUCAAAAAAGGAUGGCAGUAUGGCUUUGCCUAACUUUAGAUUUUACUAUUGGGCAAUUAACGUUAGAUAUUUAAUUUUUUGGACGCAAGAUUUCGAUGUAAUUCAACGUCCCCGAUGGGUGUAUCUUGAGUAUGAGUCAGUGCAAGGGUUUUCAUUAGCUUCUAUUUCAGGAGCCUCGCUCCCCUUUGCACUUACUAAAUUGAAGAAACAAAUGACUAACCCGAUAACUAAACAUACAAUCCGAAUAUGGUUUCGAUUUCAUAAAUUUUUCGGAUUGAAUAAAUUCAUUUUAUCAAGUCCUAUCCAAUCCAAUUUUUUUUCCAACCAAUCAAUUGAUUUAGCUUUUUCUUUAUAGAAAAUGAAGGGAAUAACAUCCUUUCAUGAUCUAUUCAUUGAUGUUUGUCUUUUGAACAGUUGUCUGAUAAAUACAAUUUGCCUCGAUCACAUUCUUUUUCGAUAUUUACAGAUUAGAACUUUUUUAAAGUUAUUUUAAAGUUGUUUUAAAGUUUCCAAUACCACAUAAAAUUGAAAUUACAGAAAAAAAAUUUAGGUUUUAAUCUUUAUCAGAAGGGCUUGAUAACAAUAAUUUAUGAUCUGAUUAUGAAAAUACGUCUGGAGAACCUUGAUAAAAUUAAGAAUGAAUGGGAAAGAGAGCUUCAGAUACUUUUACCUAUAGAGACAUGGAAGAAAAUUCUCCAAUUAGUUAAUACAUCUUCAUUUUGUGCCAGACACUCUGAUGCAGUUUAAGGUGGUUCACAGGACCCAUGUGUCCAAGGACAAGUUCACUCGUUUUUAUCACCAUAUAAAUCCUAGAUGUGACAGAUGGAAUUUGGAGGUGGCUUCCCUUACACACAUGUUUUGGUCCUGCCCUCUUUUGGAAAAAUAUUGGAAAGACAUUCUUAAUAUUAUUUCAAUUGUAUUGAAUAUUGAUUUACAGCCUCAUCCUAUUACUGCAAUUUGUGGGUUGCCAGUGAUGGAUUCCGGCCAUCUAUCCGCUUCAGCUUGUCCUGUGAUUGCAUUUGUUACAUUAAUGGCCAGGAAAUCCAUUCUAUUUAAAUGGAAGGACCCUGUACCCCCCAACACAUUUCAAUGGUUUUCUCAAACUAUAACAUGUUUAAACUUAGAGAAAAUUAGGAGUGGCUCUGUUGACCCUUUGCUUACAUUUGGAGCCCAUUCAUUCAGUAUUUCAUGUGAUGUCAGCUGACCUUUUUCAAAUCCCUUUCAAUAACCUUCUAUUUGAAUAUCGAGGAGCGGAGCUAAAGUCAUAAUGUUUUUCAACCGAAGAAAUAACAAUCCUUUUUUUUGUAGGUUUUGGUUUGCUUUUGUUUGUUAUUACUGUUUAAUUUUGAGGUUCUCUUUUCAUAUCAUCACAUUUCUUUUCAAUGUUUUUUGUCUCAUGUUCAUUCAGUAAGAGAUUGGGAGGUUCAGAUGAAAUAUUGUACUGGCUGUGAGUCUAGAUGUCACUGUUAUUACUGUAAUCCCGGUCUCUUCACACCAGGUGCAGCAUCACUGUUGCUCUGUGUAGUCAUUUGAAAUUUAAUAAAAAGAUUGAAGAAGAAAGAUUCUCUGUCUGCUGCAGGCGCUGAGCCUUUGGUCUCGGUCCCACGGUGAAGUCUGAUCCCAUCACUGAGCAGUGAGCCCGGCACUGCAGGACUGAGAGUGACCCCACACACUGGCCUGUUUCAGCGGGGCGGUGGGGGGCAGAUCUCCUGCUUGGUGGGGAGAUCCAUCACACACCGUGCACAGUGUCCGGUCCCUGUAAACACCGAUAACACCCACACCCCUCACUGCAGCACUGGGGAAGUGUGAGACACCACACACCGUACACAGUGUUCGGUCCCUGUAAACACUGAUCACACCCACACCCCUCACUGCAGCACUGGGGAAGUGUGAGACAUCACACACCGUCCACAGUGUCCGGUCCCUGUAAAUACUGAUCACACCCGCACCCCUCACUGCAGGACCCCUCUGGUCUCUGGAGUUCAUUGUGAUGGUAUCCUGAGGAAAACACACACACACACCUACAAACACUCCUGACCACACUACAACACAUUAAA
Molecule: messenger RNA, 5724 nt
Organism: Pristis pectinata (smalltooth sawfish)
Lineage: Eukaryota; Metazoa; Chordata; Chondrichthyes; Rhinopristiformes; Pristidae
Exons: 14
Coding region: 610-1914 (434 amino acids)
Source: RefSeq, a predicted model, not a curated record